UUCGCUCCAUUCACUCACCCUGCGCCCGCUUCGGUGCUCGUAAAGAGGAAUAACUUGAGCUUAAACCAGCGCGACGCACGGAGGGGACUUUCUACGCGUAAGAAAACCGGAGCAGAGGAGCGGUCACUGGAGUCCCCACGCAGAGUGAAUGGGAGGGGGGGUCAGAGGACGACGACAUACAACAAGUCCACAAAGUUUUUCAUUGUUUGAUUCUGGGACGUUACUUUGAUCUGCUUCUACAAACUGGGGCCAAGUCUUCUAACCUCUGUAGGUGCAGCUCUGUGGUUUGAUGGCUGAGCGCUGCAGCCUGUAGAGGGCGCCAUCAUGAACUCUCUCGCCUCCAUGGACCGACACAUCCAGCAGACCAAUGACCGCCUGCUCUGCAUCAAACAGCACUUACAGAACCCGGCGAACUUCCAGACGGCAGCCACAGAGCUGUUGGACUGGUGCGGAGACCCCAGAGCGUUUCAGCGGCCGUUUGAGCAAAGCCUCAUGGGAUGUCUCACGGUGGUGAGUCGUGUGGCCGCUCAGCAGGGGUACGAUCUGGACCUGGGCUACAGACUCUUGGCCGUUUGUGCCGCCAACAGAGACAAGUUCACCCCCAAAUCUGCAGCUCUCCUGUCUUCCUGGUGUGAGGAGCUGGGUCGUCUUCUUCUCCUCCGUCACCAGAAGAACCGACAGAACGAGCCGCAGAAAGGCCCCAUGCAGCCGCCCAUGAGCUCCAUGAAGCAGGGCCUGUCCCACGGUGAUGGACAGUUCCCGUACGACUCUGGUCCGUGGCAGCCGACGCCGUCUCAGCCGCCCGGGUCUCUGUCUGUGGUCACUACAGUUUGGGGCGUCACCAACACCUCCCAGAGCCAGGUGCUGGGGAACCCAAUGGCCCACACGCCCACCCUCCCGCCUGGAGCACCCAUGGGCGCUGGGUCCAGUCCAGGGAUGAACUCGGCUCCGUUCUCUGGACCUCAGCAGCAGUUUAACAAAGGCUCUGGUCAGGGCUACAUGCAGCAGGGAGUGUACGGGAGACCCCAUUAUAACACAGGAGGGGGCUUCAACGGCAGUUACCCCGGUGGACCUGCCCCUGGCCCUCCAGCUCUGGGACAUCCUCAGCCGGCAGCCGCGGCAGCUGCUGCUGCUGUCGCCGCCGCUGCUGCCACGGCAACCGCCACCGCCACCGCAACUGUUGCCGCGCUGCAAGAGACGCAGAAUAAGGAGCUGAGCCAUCAGUACGGACCGAUGAGCUCGUCGUUCCAGAUGGGGCCAAACCAGGGCUAUAACGGACAGUUCAUGCCCCAGAGCGCCCCCCGCGGGCCACCCUCUCACCCAGGGAACAUGCAGGGUCCCGGGAUGAACCCCAACAUGAGCGGCCCUCCUCCCAUGAGCAUGAACCAGACCCGGGGCCAGAGCAUGGGGCCCUACGGCGGACAGAGGAUGCCCCAGCAGAACUACAGCGCCCCCCGGCCACAGGGGAUGGGCAUGCAGGGGAUGAAGAGGCCGUACCCUGGAGAGCCAAACUACGGUGGUCAGCAGUACGGACCAAACGGACAGUUCCCAAACCAGCAGAACCAGUACAGCUCCUCCAGGCCCCUGCCCUCUCCAAACUACCCCCCACAGAGGCACCCGGGGCAGCCUAUGCAAGGACAGUACCCCCCUCCCAAUCCAGGCAUGGGGCAGUACUACAAGGAGCCUCCAUUCAACGGCCAAACCACUAACUUCUCUGGGAGCGGAUACAACCAGUUCAACCAGGGCAACAUGAAUGGGCCUCCGCGGCCGGUCGGGAACUACCCCCACUCUCCAGUCCCAGGAAACCCGACUCCGCCCAUGACCCCGGGCAGCGGCAUCCCUCCGUACCUGUCCCCAAACCCGGACGUCAAACCACCUUUUCCCGCAGACAUCAAACCAAACAUCAACUCACUACCGCCCCCUCCAGUGAAUCCGAACGAGGAGCUGCGCCUGACGUUCCCGGUCCGCGAUGGCGUCGUGUUGGAGCCGUUCAGACUGGAGCAUAACCUCGCCGUCAGUAACCACGUGUUCCACCUCAGACCGUCCGUGCACCAGACGCUCAUGUGGAGAUCCGACCUGGAGCUGCAGUUCAAGUGCUACCAUCACGAGGACAGGCAGAUGAACACAAACUGGCCGGCGUCAGUCCAGGUGAGCGUGAACGCGACGCCGCUCACCAUCGAGAGAGGAGACAACAAGACGACCCACAAGCCCCUGCACCUCAAACACGUCUGCCAGCCGGGAAGGAACACCAUCCAGAUCACCGUCACCGCCUGCUGCUGCUCUCACCUGUUCGUGCUGCAGUUGGUUCACAGACCGUCAGUGCGCUCAGUGCUUCAGGGUUUACUGAAGAAGAGGCUCCUCCCAGCAGAGCACUGCAUCACCAAAGUGAAGAGGAAUUUCAGCAGCGUGGCGGCGUCUUCAGGCAGCACGACUCUGAACGGAGAAGACGGCGUGGAGCAGACGGCGAUAAAAGUGUCUCUGAAAUGUCCCAUCACGUUCAGACGGAUACAGCUGCCGGCGCGAGGACACGACUGUAAACACGUCCAGUGUUUUGAUCUGGAGUCGUAUCUGCAACUGAACUGUGAACGAGGGACGUGGAGGUGUCCAGUCUGCAAUAAAACAGCGUUAUUAGAAGGACUCGAAGUGGACCAGUACAUGUGGGGGAUCCUGAACGCCAUUCAAAACUCUGAGUUCGAGGAGGUGACGAUCGACCCGACGUGCAGCUGGAGGCCUGUAGCCAUAAAGUCUGAGCUUCACAUAAAGGAAGACCCGGACGGACCAAUGUCGAAGAGGUUUAAGACCAUGAGCCCGAGUCAGAUGAUCCUGCCCAACGUGAUGGACAUGAUCGCGCAGCUGGGGCCCGGGAGCACGCCGUAUCCGCCUCAACAGGCAAACAGCAACGAAUACGGCAGCCAAGGCAACAGUUUCCCAGGCCACAGUAACUUCGACUUCCCUCACGGUAAUCCCGGUGGUACUUCCAUGAAUGACUUCCUCCCCGGGCCUCAGCUGUCCCACCCUCCGGACCUCUCCUCUGGACUCAUGAGCCAGGACAAGCCCCUCUCCCACCACAUCAACGACUCAAUACCUCAUCCUGUUGGCAGCGACCAGUCACACGGGGCGCUGCAGCAGGCCCUCCACGGAUCCCCUCGCGCCGGCGGCCAAUCAGGACCUUCGUUACACCCAGGCGGCCAAUCGGGGCCAUCGUUGCACCCAGGCGGCCAAUCGGGGCCAUCGUUGCACCCAGGCGGCCAAUCGGGGCAGCCUUUGCAUAUGGGGGGCCAAUCAGGACCUUCGUUACUCCACAGUGGUCCUCCGCCGCAGAGACAAGCCCCGCCCCCUCAGCACCCUCAGCACCCUCAGCACCCUCAGCAGACGCAGCCACAGACGCCCGCUGACCUGAACUUUAACCCCGGCAACGGCCUCGACGGGACGGGGUCAGAUAUGCCCGAGCCCUCCCUAGAUCUUCUUCCAGAGUUGGCGAAUCCGGACGAGCUGCUUUCGUACCUGGACCCUCCGGACCUCCCCAACAACAGCAGCGACGACCUCCUCUCGCUGUUCGAAAACAACUGAGGAGAGCUCACUGAAAACUCGCAAAAAACUCAGCAAAAAAACUCUAUGAACUCUGAGCCAAUGGAGCCAAAACGUCCGCCUACAACACAGAUGCACUCCCUCUUCCUCUCCCUCCACAGUUUUCAUGCGACCAGCACAGACUCUCUCUCUCUCUGUCUCUCUCUCCCGUGGACUUUCGAAACGCGCAGCUAAACUCAAAAACUGUUUUAUACGCAUGUUGUGGACACAUGUAGCAUUUUUUAUUUGUGUUUCUUUUACAUAAAAAAAGAAGGAAAAUGUAAAAAAAAAAUAUAUAUAGUAAUAAUAAUAGUUACUGGGCCACUGUAUGUUGCAAUGCCGCUCCAUCCCCUCAAUGUCAAAGAAGCACAAGAGAUUGGAAACUACACGAAAUGAAGGAUGGAGGAGAAUUUUUGUUAAAACCCCUCACCAUUCCGAGGGACCGCGCUUGGUCUCUUGAACUUUUUCUUGAUUAAUUUCUGUUUGUCCAGCUUCUGAUAAAAGGUAUCAGUGGACAAGUAAAACAAUAAUGUAAACACUUAUUUUCAGGCAAAUCAACCAAGAAUCUGGACAAGUUUGUACUUCAAACCCACAAAAAAUAACCCAAAAAAGACUCAACAAACGCUCAGUCUGCUGUUUUAUCAGAUCAUCCCCAGGUGCACCAGCUAUACCCGUUCUUAUAUUUACCUCAAAUAACAAUAAUACUAUUUUCCUGCAGAGCUUGUUCCCAUUUAAAUGAGAAAAGAUCAGACAGAGGCCAAAACCACUGAGCCUCUGACCACGAUUAUACGUAGCCGGGUAUGUUGAGAAACGAAUAUUUCCCUCCCUCCGAUUUCUAAAAUAACUUUGUGCACAUGGCAUCGCUUUCAAAAAAGUUUUUGUUUACAUCGACCCGCAUAAAUACACCAUCAAGCACCGUUAUAACUACACCAAACCUCUGGGCGGAGCUGGAUUAGACUCAAACCUGUAGCAUUUAUUUCAUUACAGUUGUAAGUUUUACUCAAAAUUCAUUGAAAAUCAUUGAAAAACAAUGUGCAUUAGUGAGCGGGCUCGCCUCUCCACAGAUCUGUUAAAGAAGUGGUAAAAUCGCUGACCUCCGAGCCUCAUUCGUCUCUGGUCGUGGAUAUGAAACAUCAGCUGUUUGUGCAAAUGUAAACACAUGAAAAGUGUUGGACCAGAAGAAAAGCGACUCUCUGAAUGCUCCAUCAUCAUCAUCAGAGCAAAAGGGAAACACUGGUCACACUUUUCACUCCGUUUAUCUCACUUUACAGGCAAACGCGAAGCCGUAGUUUUCCAGAAUCUUGUCUCUAGUUUUUAGAAAGAUUCGUUUUCAGAGUCGAAUUCGUCAUUUGUGUGAAAAAGAUGAGUACAAACGAAGGAAAAUGUCUCAGUUUCUAAAAAUACCCGUGUACGUGUAAACGAGGCCUCAGCUUCACAAAGUCUAACCUUUCGUCGGUGCUCCCAAGGAUUCAGAAACAUUAAAUUUCAACUGAGAGUUUUAUUUUAGUCAGAAAUUUUAGGAAAAAUCGGCUGGAAUGGUAAGAGGUUUUAACAUAUUUUACAACUGCAAUUUUUCUGACAUGUUCUGGUUGCAGUUUGCCUUCCAAAGAACCACUAUUAUCACAGAUUAUUAAAAAAAAAACUAUAACAUUAUUUUGUAAUUUACACAUUUACAUUAAAAUAUCAUGUUUUGCUAAUCCAGUUUUAGGUUGAAUUUUAAAAUAAGUUAAUAAAGCUGGUUUAUAAAUGUUCAGUCCAUUAUCAUAAAUUAUAUAUCAGAAAAAUUAUUGUUUUGCAUUUAUUCAAGUCAUUGCAUUUUAAUUGUCGUUUCACAAAAACCUGGGUCUUUUUAACGACAAAUAACACAGAAAUAUUUGACAAAAAUCACUGUGCUUUAAGUUCACGUGUACUUUGAUUUCAUAACAUUAACACUGUUUUGCCAAUACUGUGCAAAUGUCAAAGGCAAAGGUUUAAGAAGAAAAA
Boleophthalmus pectinirostris (great blue-spotted mudskipper) is the source of this 5550-nucleotide messenger RNA. RefSeq names its product zinc finger MIZ domain-containing protein 1-like. Lineage: Eukaryota; Metazoa; Chordata; Actinopteri; Gobiiformes; Gobiidae. Gene Ontology annotation, biological process: protein sumoylation; regulation of transcription by RNA polymerase II. The record is from RefSeq and is a predicted model, not a curated record. Gene Ontology annotation, molecular function: SUMO ligase activity; zinc ion binding.